Messenger RNA from Monascus purpureus, 1742 nucleotides. The record is from the annotation of a GenBank genome assembly. NCBI's taxonomy places the organism in Eukaryota, Fungi, Ascomycota, Eurotiomycetes, Eurotiales, Aspergillaceae.
UUAAUAUCAAACAGCCAAAUAUAAAUAUAAACACCAGUCGAAUCCGAUAGGUUUAAGCCUUGAUUCCUUCCUGCGCUCUCACAGACUUCCCACAAAUAAUUUCCGCUGCUUCCACGACGAAGAAACCUCCGCGCGACCUUUUUUUCCCCCUCUUUUCUUUUCCCUUUCUUCAUCCUCUCCUCUCUAUCCCGCUCUAUCUUGUCUCUCUCUUAUCUUCCAUCCGAACCGCUUCCCCCCUCCCCUUCUCCACUGGCCCCGUCGUGCCGUCUCGUUCCCACCGGCUCUACUGGAUCAUGCAAAUCCAUCUUUCCUUGGGUCCUGCGUUCGCGUCUACCCCGCUAUGAAUAAUGAGUUCCUCUCUUGAAGCCAAGAUCGUUGUGCUAGGCGCCCAAGGCGUUGGCAAGACUUCCCUCGUCCACCGCUAUGUAAAUCACGAUUUUAAUCCCGCCGCGACAACCCCCACAGUCGGCGCAUCCUUUGUUACCAAGCGCGUCGUCGAUAGAACAUCUGAUACCGUCGUUCGUCUCCAGAUCUGGGAUACCGCGGGCCAAGAACGUUUCCGUAGCAUUUCCCGCCUGUACUACCGCGGCGCCAACGCGUGCUUGCUCUGCUACAACAUCACAGAUGAAAAGAGCUUCCAGGAAAUGACAGGAUGGCUGUUGGAGCUCAAAAACAACAUGGGCAGCGAGGAGGAACCAAUUGUUAUCCACGUCGUGGGAACCAAAUCGGACAUUGUCGCGCUGGAUCCUUCGCGCCGUCGCGUACCAUUCGAGCGCACCAUCGCAUACGUCGCCGAGCAACUCUAUCCGUCACAAGCCUCUACACCUCCCCCGACUGCCGGCAUGGGGUUUUCAUCUAGCAGCGGUGUGCAGAGUCCUGACAGCAAGCGCAGCAGUGGUUUCUGGAGUCAAGAUAUUGGCUGGGAUUGCUGUCACGAAAUCAGCGCCAAAGACGGCGAAGGAAUCGACGAGGUCUUCCAGGUGAUCACUCGCAAGCUGGUGGAGCAGCGUAACAGACGAGAUGCCGAACUGGCCAGGUUGCAGAGAAAUAUUUCUUCUGGUGAAGGUGUUGGGCUUGGUAUUGGCGGCAAUGCUGACGGCCAUGGGAGCUUUCGUUUGGGUCAGAAUGAUUACAAACGGAGGAGCUGGCUGGGAUUUACUCCCAGCGUGCAUGAGGAAUCGGCCGAAGUGAUAGGAUCCGCAAAGAAGAAGGGGAGAUGCUGCUAGAAUGGGAUGGUUGGAGCUAAUAUCCCUUUUUUACCCUGUUUAUUUGCUUGUUUUUCGACCUUUUUUUUCAUCUCUUUGCUUUUUUGUGGAUUUAUGUACGGGUUCACGUUCUGUUGUCUCUAUUUGAUGCAUUUGCUGGCAUGGCGUUGUCUACAAUAUCUAUGGAGGCCCACGCGGGAAACUGGUAAUCUGCAUGCUGUCUUUUGAUAUGUUUUAUGAGCAUCUGGAUGGUUUUCUGUGUCUUUUUUUUUUGUGUGUGUGUGUGUGCGUGUGUGUGUUAUUGUUAGGUAUGGGGUCGGAACUAGUCUGUUUGCGGGAUGAGGCAUGUGUAUGGGUGUGGGCAGCAUUUUUAGAUAUGACUCCAGGGAACGAGCUGCUGGUCACGCUCGAGGAUUUUGUGCUUUGUCUUUUUUUUUUUUUUUUUUUUUUUCUGAUUAGCAUAGCAUAGCAUAGGAUAGGGUAGGAUAGUAUUAUUGGUUGGUUUCACAAUAGUAUGCGUUGGUACUUCGAUGCUUG